AUGAGCAUCCUUCAAAAGAUAGCUGAAAUUGAAGCUGAGAUGGCUAAGACACAAAAGAAUAAGAACACAAUGGGUCAUCUUGGCCUAUUGAAAGCUCGUCUGGCGAAACUCCGUCGCGAGUUAAUUGAGCCUAAAGGAGGUGGCAGUGCAGGUGGUGAGGGAUUCGAUGUCGCAAAAACCGGAGAUGCUCGUAUCGGGUUCGUUGGUUUUCCUUCCGUGGGGAAAUCCACGCUUCUUUGUAAUUUGGCUGGUGUAUACUCCGAGGUUGCCGCCUACGAAUUCACCACACUCACAACUGUUCCAGGUGUCAUUCGAUAUAAAGGUGCCAAAAUUCAGCUGCUUGAUCUACCUGGUAUCAUCGAAGGGGCGAAGGACGGUAAAGGACGAGGCAAGCAAGUCAUCGCUGUGGCUCGCACCUGUACUCUCAUUUUGAUGGUCCUGGAUGUACUGAAACCCCUCCACCAUAAGAGACUACUGGAGCACGAACUAGAGGGCUUUGGGAUUCGUCUCAAUAAAGAACCACCCAAUAUCACCGUGAAAAAGAAGGACAAGGGUGGUCUAAAUUUCCAGGCAUUGGUCCCGCAAUCUGAACUGGACCGUGAUACAGUUAAAACCAUAUUGGCUGAGUACAAAAUGCACAAUGCAGAUGUGCUUCUCCGUUGCGAUGCAACAGCAGAGGACUUGAUUGACGUGAUCGAAGGUAAUCGAAUAUACAUUCCCUGCAUAUAUGUGCUGAACAAGAUUGAUCAGAUUUCGAUCGAAGAAUUAGACAUUAUUUGUCGGAUUCCACACUGUGUACCGAUAUCAGCCCACCACAAAUGGAACUUUGACGACCUUUUGGAAAUGAUGUGGGACUAUCUGAAUUUGAUUCGAAUUUAUACGAAACCCAAAGGACAGUUACCAGAUUACAGUGCUCCCGUGAUCCUGCGUUCUUUGUCUCACACAGUGGAAGAUUUUUGUAAUAAACUCCAUCGGUCAAUUAUAAAGGAGUUUAAGUAUGCCUAUGUAUGGGGAGCCUCUGUGAAACACCAGCCACAACGUGUGGGCAAGGACCAUGUUCUGCUUGAUGAGGAUGUUGUACAAAUUGUAAAGAAGUUCUCUUUCAAAAUUACGUUGCCUUUUGUCCAUCUGGCCAGCAGCAAUUCGGAACACGUACUCUACCCGGAGCAUUCAGACUACUUGAUAGGUUGGGUUUUUAUGAGCAAAAUUCUCAACAAGGAACAACGGCAACAAUGUUGGGCAGCCCGUGACGCCUAUUGGGAGUGUGUUAUCGUCAGCACAGCACAGACUGGGAGAGAGAGUUUGGAUGAUGUGGCAGUGCAAAAACGGUGUUCGAGACAGAGGGCAGAAUAUGAGGCAAAAUGUCCAAAGACUUGGAUUGAAUUCUUCGAUAAAAAACGGGAUUUCGAACUGUUCAAAGCGAAGAAAUUCGAGGAGCAACUGAAAUCCAAAGCCAGCAGUGUGAAAAAAUAGGAGUGUUCGCACUUCCAGCCUGUUCGCUCCAUUUCUUUCAGUCCCCAUUCCGUGACCAAUCUUUUGCCUCAUUCGUUUGCGUGAGUUGUAGAUAAAAUAGCUGUUUGUAAAAGUUUACUUUUCACCGUCAGCUUUUGAUGCUUUGUCAGCCUACUUGAACAGUCGAAUCCAUGAAACAAAUCAUGCAGUAAACCGGGAUUGCUCAAUCAAAUAAUUUUUUCUUCGGUGGUUUCUUCAUACCUUGCGCAAACUGAUGACUCUCCGUAUGAAGGGCUGCCAGUUGGUCAC
Messenger RNA from Opisthorchis viverrini, 1761 nucleotides. RefSeq lists its product as hypothetical. The transcript is spliced from 9 exons. Lineage: Eukaryota; Metazoa; Platyhelminthes; Trematoda; Opisthorchiida; Opisthorchiidae. Gene Ontology annotation, molecular function: GTPase activity; GTP binding. The record is from RefSeq and is a predicted model, not a curated record. Gene Ontology annotation, biological process: cytoplasmic translation. Gene Ontology annotation, cellular component: respiratory chain complex IV; mitochondrion; cytoplasm. The coding region runs from base 1 to 1473 and encodes 490 amino acids.